GAAGUAUUUUGACGAGGAUAUCCCUAUAUUAGCCGAUGUAGGUUAAGAACAGCAACUCGAAGCUUCUGAUGAAUCACGUAUCAUGUCUUUAAAAUCUAUUUUAACACACUAUUUAAAUCUGGAGAACAGUUUAUUGACUGGAGUCCAACAUACCCAUGAUGAAUCAUUGAAAGUGGUAGAGGAAAUCAACCCUGCAGUGGAUGCCAGCAUUUUUACUCGCUCAGUCGGAAACCGCGUGGAUGUGCAGGAUCGUGCUGCUAAUGUCACUUUCCAAUUCAUCCCUUGGAAUGGCGGUGCUAAUGCAGCAGAAACUAUUAUUGACAGAGACACUAAUUUAGUCACCAAUGAUACAGCUUCUAUUUUCUUGACCAACAAAUUAUUAAAAGAUCAUAGACAUAUGGAAGCGCUGGACAGUAAUCUUUCUAAAAAGGCUACUCAAUUACAAAAGUUUGAAAGCAAUUUAGACUCGAUACAAGACAAGUAUUCUUCUGAAUACGAUACUUAUUAUGAAAAGUUAUUGGAUCUAAAGAGAAAUAUUACACUACUGACAACGCAAAGAGUAAGAGUGCAAAGUGAAGUUGAGUUGAUUGUGCAAAGUAUAGGAGAUGAGGGGCUCAACGCUGCACCGCAUGACUUUACAAUAACUUCCUUUACAAUUCCAACUAAUUGUGACUAUUGUAAAUCUACCUUAUGGGGCCUUUCUAAAGGACUGACAUGCAAAGCUUGCGGUUUUAAUUGCCAUACAAAAUGUGAAAUGAAAGUUGUUCCCAACUGUAGUAAAAAGAGAGGUCAAAUCAACCCUCAACCUCCUCAAUCAUUAGCACUCGCAGCAGGCAGUGGAAAUAGAAGUCGAGCAUCGAGUACAAGUGGUUCUAUACGCUCCCCCGUGCCCGCUAUCUCUUCAAAUAUAAACAUUGCAGUUGACAGCAGCAACGACCACUUACAUCCUUCAUCGCCUUUAACCGCGACAGCAAACAUAGUGACAGAGCCUGCCGUCAGUUCGAGUGAUGCUACGGCAAUAACUACUACACCAACCGAAAUACAGUCUAUCUACGACUAUCUGGCACAAAAUGCCGAUGAAUUAAACUUGACAGCUGGUGAUAUACUAACUGUAGUCGAACCUGAUGAUGGAUCGGGAUGGAUUAAGGCACAGCGAGGUGCUGAAGUUGGCCUUGUGCCUGCCAACUAUAUCGAAUAUAUAACAAACCAGUUACAACAAAAUGAUAAUGAUGGCUUGACUUAUUUGACGGAUUCAUUGCAAGAAGGAGCCGCAGUAGGAACGGAUAUGACCGAGCAUCAAUUACAAGAGACAGUAGUGGCAUUGUAUGAUUUUGAAGCAGUGAAUGCUGAAGAAUUAGAUCUACACGAAGGAGAUGUUAUUAUUGUCACAAAAAAAGAUGAUAGUGGCUGGUGGGAAGUAAAAAAAUUGCAUAAAGGAUAUUUAAUAUUCCGGCAUUUUGACUAUAGUCGAUAUCUAAGAGUUUUACUUUUGAUUCUCGACUUAUCUGACCAUAUAACGUGUUAUAAAAUGACAAAUUACUUGGCCAGCAUAGUAAAGUAUAUCGCGGGAGAUAUUCUUCUAAAUACGACUUUCAUUCAGCUUGCUUUGAAGCACAAAUGCCAAUUUCACCUUUCAAGCUUUGAUCGAAAAAGUGUCGUUUUGAUUGGUUGAAAGCCGGCGUUUCAGCAGCAAAUAGAAAUCAGCGACUGCAAUUUUUUUUUUUUUUCACAGUCUCUUCUCAAACUGUCAAUUGAGAUUAUCUGUUGAGCUAGAAAGAGGGCUUAUAUAUUUAUAUACAACAG
Molecule: messenger RNA, 1803 nt
Organism: Mycotypha africana
Lineage: Eukaryota; Fungi; Mucoromycota; Mucoromycetes; Mucorales; Mycotyphaceae
Exons: 7
Coding region: 83-1672 (529 amino acids)
Molecular function (GO): protein binding
Source: RefSeq, a predicted model, not a curated record